This is a messenger RNA of Tauraco erythrolophus (red-crested turaco), 429 nucleotides long. NCBI's taxonomy places the organism in Eukaryota, Metazoa, Chordata, Aves, Musophagiformes, Musophagidae. The record is from RefSeq and is a predicted model, not a curated record.
AUAGUUAUGAACGACUGCAUCAUCCGUGGGGACCUGGCGAACGUGCGGGUCGGCCGGCACUGCGUGGUGAAGAGCCGCAGCGUCAUUAGACCGCCCUUCAAGAAGUUCAGUAAGGGGGUGGCCUUUUUCCCUCUCCACAUUGGUGACCACGUCUUCAUCGAGGAGGACUGCGUUGUCAACGCAGCCCAGAUCGGCUCCUACGUGCACAUAGGCAAGAACUGUGUCAUCGGCCGUAGGUGCGUUCUGAAAGACUGCUGCAAAAUCUUGGACAACACAGUGCUACCUCCUGAAACAGUGGUCCCACCAUUCACAGUCUUCUCGGGCUGCCCAGGUCUCUUCUCUGGGGAACUCCCGGAGUGUACCCAGGAGCUCAUGAUCGACGUGACAAAGAGCUAUUACCAGAAGUUCUUACCGCUCACUCAGGUCUAG